Molecule: messenger RNA, 711 nt
Organism: Penicillium griseofulvum
Lineage: Eukaryota; Fungi; Ascomycota; Eurotiomycetes; Eurotiales; Aspergillaceae
Product: putative U1 snRNP complex component Yhc1
Exons: 3
Coding region: 1-711 (236 amino acids)
Biological process (GO): mRNA 5'-splice site recognition; mRNA splicing, via spliceosome; spliceosomal snRNP assembly
Cellular component (GO): U1 snRNP
Molecular function (GO): zinc ion binding; pre-mRNA 5'-splice site binding
Source: RefSeq, a predicted model, not a curated record
AUGAGCGUGCGCAAGGCGCAUAACUCCGGCCGAAACCACCUGAGAAACGUGGUGGACUACUACCAACAGAUUGGUCAAGAAAAGGCCCAGUCCGUCAUUGACUCCAUCACCUCCUCCUACGCCGCAGAGGGCCAACAAGCUCCCAACAUGAUGGCCCCCGGCGCUUUCCCGCCUCCCUUCGGAUUCCCGGGCAUGCCAGGCAUGCCCCCUCCCCCCUUCGGAAUCCCCCCACCAGGCGCACCCGGCGCUCCAGGCAUGCCCCCUCGUAUGUCUCACCCAGCUCCACACCCGCAUUCCCGCAAGAACAGACCCUUCUGGCGACGAGGAACCCGUUAUUACCCAGGACAAUACGCUAAUGAAUUUCCGUUCCCACCAGCCCCAGGAGCCCACGGUCUUCCCUUCCCGCCGCCCUUCCCUAACGCCGGAACCCCGCCAACAGGUGGCUUCCCACCUCCUCUCCCUAACAUGCCCCAGGGCGCAAACCUGCCGAUUCCACCUCCCGGCGGCUUCCCCAACUUCCCCGUCCCUCCUCCCGGCGCUACAGGCUUCCCGCCUAUGCCUAUGCAUGGUCAGCCCCCUGUGGGUCAGCCACCUAUGGGACCUAGUGGUCCUGGUGGUCCAUCGCCUAUUCCAACUGGACCUCGUGGCUUGGAGGGAUAUCCUCCUCCCCCUGGAGGUGGGAACUCCGGUAGGAUGGAGCAACAGUGGUGA